UCCCCCAUCGAUGGUCAAAGUAUUCAGCUUCAGCUAUAAACCUUUGAUGAUUUUGAAUCACCAAUGGUCGAUGGCCAUCCCUAUUCCAACUUUACAGUGCCAGUAGUCUUUGCAUUGUAUAGCGAAGAGUGAGGCCACUAUGACACAAUUGCCAAGUUCCAGCAUUAAUGAUGUUGACUGAGGACGUAAAACCAGUACGUGGCACGGCCUUCUGCAUGAAGGCUGAUGGAUCUUUGGUAUAGAUGGAUUUAAUUAAUUGGAAAUCACUUGUGGAAUACCGACAUGCUGUGUAGAAUUGCAAAUUAAUAGUUUGCUCGUUAAACCUCUUCAUUUGCAGCCCGGCAUUUGUGCGCUCUGUGUGUAAACCACAGAUUUGCGGAUUUAGGCUAUGUUAAUCUAAAUUACCUGCACGGUACAUAGGAUUCGCAGUGCACAGAACACACCGGCUGCAGUGGCAGCGUUUGUGGCUCCCAGCCAGUUCCCCAGCAAUAUUAAUGAACGUCAUGUCAGAUUAUCUGCUCAGCAAAAGAUUUGUAUUUAGCCAGGAUUUAAAAUGACCAAAGCUCGCAGGUUAAAGUUACUGCUUGGUACCUAGAAAAAAUAUAUAUUUUCUUGAUAUAACUUUUAUUAUAUUUUAAUUUUACUAAAUUUAAAAGCAUUACUAAAUUUAAAAGCAUUGUCCAUUUGUUUUAUAUUUUUGAAUGUCAGAUAAAGGGUCAAAGAUAUUUUCCAAAUACUAUGUGUUGAUGCACGCAGUACUUGAACUAUAAGAUAUAUUAUUUAUUAUAACCUUUAUUUUAUUUACUUAUUUUCUUAUUAAUGGUACACGUGUUAAGGUCAAUAAGAGUCUUUCAGCUACAAAAUAUAACAAAUAUAAGUUAAAUUAGACAAUAAAAAAAACUCAGACGUUAAACUACUGCAAAGUGGGAGGAGAAAAUUGCUUUAUAAAAUAAUUAGAUUUGAUCAUGAAGAGCGCCAGUUGUAAUGAGAGCACUAACGGAGAAGAGGAAGAUAGUAGCAUCCAGCCGAUCCUCCCUGUCCUCCUGCCGAGGGGCCGAAAACUAAUUCUUCAUCUAGAUUUGAAUAACACCAUCCUGGUAUCUGAUGCUGCUACCGGUCAAGGGCUGAAGGCAGCUCUAAACUCCUACCUGUGCACCGUAGCCUGGGGACAGAUUAGUGAUGCAGGUGACUGGCAAUGGCUUAGCCAUGAACCUUCCGUGGGACCUCCGUGCGAUGAUGCCAUCAACUACUAUACUCACUUUGGUCGUAAUUGGAACUUUGUUGACACGGAGAUAGGACAACCAUUCAGAGAGCUCUUUAAUCACCACAUUAAGCUGCUGGAGUGGCAAGGAGAAGCUGACCGGCUGUUUGCAGAGGAAGAGGAUGGGAAGUGCUAUCACUGGAUCCUUCCCUCUUUCUUCCACCUGUUACAAAGUCUUCACCAACAAGGGCGGCAGUUUUCUGUGGUCCUGAGGACCUUUGGCACUGACCUUCCUCGGGUGCUAGAGUCUGUUCAUGCUGCCUUUAGUGGAAAACACCCACUUUUUCCCAAGCUCCACCAAGUGCCGCUCAAUGUAGAUCUCACUCGGGGGAGAAUACGCUGCAACAAGAGAGAGGUUGUGCUGACCCGCGGCUCUGACCGCAUAUCUACCAAAGCAAAGGAGAGAAAUGUAUACAACUAUUUCAGCAGCAUGGCUGGGAUAGGGGGGUUCCAGGAUCACUUCGACUGGUGGGCUAGAAAUAACUUCACCAGCUCAGGGGGGAAGCCGUUCUGGAUUGACCCCAGUGACUGUGAAAGUCAGCAUAUCAUCGUAGAUGACAAUAUCCGGUUGGGCGAAGCUGACACAAUUGUUGACUGUAGGGUACUUCUGGAAAAGGGGUCCAGGAAGGUCCCCACGUCCGAACUGUAUGACGUCUGCCUGGUGCAGACGGAUCUCCUCAGAGCUAUAGCCGAGAAGGAUUACUUCCUGGACUGUAUCACAAGGUGUGAGGGAAACUAUGAACGUUACCUCCAGAACUUUAACGUGGAAUAGUCCGAGGUGGCACUGAAAACUUAUUUUCUUAUUUAUAUCAAUAAGAACGGAUGUAUUUGUUUAUAUAGGGGUCUAUUCAUGAAGCAGUGAAAAGACUGGAGAAGUGGGCCAGUGGAGAAGUUGCCCAUGGCAACCAAUCAGCUGCUACGUAUAAUUUUAUAGUAUGCACCUGAUAAAUGUUACCUCAGCGCUGAUUGGUUACCAUGGGCAGCUUCUCCGCUGGCUCACUUCUCCACUCUGUUCACUGCUUCAUGAAUAGACCCCUUAGCUUAGGGGGAGAUGUACUAAGCAGUGAUAAAAGCGGAGAAGUGAGCCAGUGGAGAAGUUGCCCAUGGCAACCGAUUAGCAUUGACGUAACAUUUAUAAUUUGCAAACUAUAAAAGUAUACAGAGCAGCUGAUUGGUUGCCAUGGGCAACUUCUCCACUGGCUCACUUCUCCACUCUUUUCACUGCUUAGUACAUCUCCCCCUUAAGUCUGUUACUCACACUCCUGUUACUGAUAACAUAUGACCACUCUUGUAUAUCACGUAUUACCACUCUCUCAGGGAGUACUGCCGGUUACUUGAAGGGUCACUGAAAAUAUAAGAGGCUUAGUUUUAUUGUUACAUUUAUUUGAGGCAAAUAAGACACUUUAUACUCCUAUAUUUGUAACAUUUUGCUGAAACAGUUGUAAAAAUGUAUCUUAAUUGCCUCUUACUUGUUCCUAGACCUCAUAAUGUGUGGCUUUAUAUGAUUGUUUUACUUGCAAACCUUGGAAUAUGUUAUACAUUAUUAAUUUUACAUAAAACAGUGAAACGGUUCUGCUUUUAUUCUACAAGAUAUUUGCUACUAGUUUAGCGCUAUAUGCCCAGGGCGAACGGCAUAAAUUGGGGCACACAACAUUUAAGUUGGCUGUGUUAAAUAAGGACUUGGCAUAGAAUUAAUAAUGCAGCGUGACAUUGCUCUCCACCCAACUGGCAAGAACAGAGCGAGCUCGGAGUAUGGGACCCCCGCCUUUAUUUUCAGGUAUUCAGUCUCCUGGUGUCUGAUCAAUGGGUUAUUUUCUAACCAGGUGACAAAUGUUACGUUGAAGCUCCUUUUACAUUGAUAGGUCUGAUCGGAAAGCGCUCAAGGGUCAAAGUGCUUGGAUUUCAUAAGUCACCAUCUCUUUCAGUGGGAGAAUAAACCAUUAAUGGGGGUCGGGAGGGGGAGGACUGUCUUAUAGAUGGUGUCUGAGCUCCAUCCUUCAUGAGGAAUACAACAGUGUCAGAGUGGACUGGCUGAGACAUUUCUGUCUGCGGAUUCUGCAGUGUGUGUAUGAGUACGUUUACCAAUAAAUGAUAUUUCACCUCUU
Messenger RNA from Pseudophryne corroboree (corroboree frog), 3366 nucleotides. RefSeq lists its product as uncharacterized. NCBI's taxonomy places the organism in Eukaryota, Metazoa, Chordata, Amphibia, Anura, Myobatrachidae. Bases 966 to 2033 code for a protein of 355 amino acids. The record is from RefSeq and is a predicted model, not a curated record. The transcript is spliced from 6 exons.